Messenger RNA from Centropristis striata (black sea bass), 993 nucleotides. RefSeq names its product trace amine-associated receptor 13c-like. Gene Ontology annotation, cellular component: membrane. The record is from RefSeq and is a predicted model, not a curated record. Lineage: Eukaryota; Metazoa; Chordata; Actinopteri; Perciformes; Serranidae. The transcript has 2 exons. Gene Ontology annotation, biological process: G protein-coupled receptor signaling pathway. The coding region runs from base 1 to 993 and encodes 330 amino acids. Gene Ontology annotation, molecular function: trace-amine receptor activity.
AUGGAGGUUGGGGAUGAUUGGGUGCCCUGUUUCCCAGGAUUCCCCAAUAUCUCCUGCUGGAACCCACCGUCUCCUUGGCUUGAAACAUUGUUUAUCAACAUUGCACUGUACCCCAUCUCUGUGCUCACUGCGGUCCUUAACCUGCUCAUCAUCAUCUCAAUCUCCCACUUCAGGCAGCUCCACACACCCACCAACAUCCUCCUCCUCUCUCUGGCUGUCUCAGAUUUUCUUGUGGGCCUCCUGGUGAUGCCAGCAGACACACUAGAAAGAACACACUGCUGGUUGUUUGGUGACUUUUUUUGUUGUCUUUAUAUGUUUGUGUCCAACAUCAUUUUCUCUGCUUCAGUAGUAAACAUGGUGCUCAUAUCAGUUGACCGUUAUGUGGCUAUUUGUGACCCUCUGCAUUACACCACCAGAAUCACUGUGAAUAGAGUUAAAUUCUGUGUUUGCCUUUUAUGGUUCUAUUCUGUUGCCCACAAUAGUUCCUUCUUUAAUCUACAUCUUAUUCAACAAGAAGAAAUUUCUAUUUACUGCUAUGGAAAAUGUGAGAGUUUCACGGAUGAUGCCGGCUCCUACCUUAAAUUUCUUUUAAACUUAAUUGUUCCUGUUACUGCCAUUAUAGUUUUAUAUACGAGAGUCUUUGUUGUGGCUGUGUCUCAGGCUCGUGCCAUGCGCUCUCACAUUACAGCUGUCACAAAGCAGAUUUCAGUGACUAAAAGAGCAAAGAAAUCUGAGCUGAAAGCAGCCAGGACUCUUGGUGUUUUGGUAGUUGUGUUUCUAACGUGUUUCACACCAAGUUACUUUGCAAGUUUGGGAGGAUAUGAAUCCAUGAGUCAUUCAACUUCAUUCUUUAUUAUGUAUCUAUACAGUUUUAACUCUUGUCUUAACCCUUUGAUUUAUGCCUUGUUUUACCCCUGGUUCAGGAAAACAGUUAGACUCAUUGUUACUCUUCAGAUACUGCAGCCUGGCUCCUGUGAGGCCAACAUACUGUAG